AUGAGAUUGAUCAAUACCAGCACGUACCAACUCAGGGAGUUUGUCGGCGCCGGGAUCCCGCCUUAUGCCAUACUGUCGCAUACCUGGGAGGAUGACGAGGUUCUCUUCGACGAUCUUCAAGACAUGCACAAGACGCGCAGGAGGAAAGAAAGGGGCUUUAUCAAGGUCGAGCAAUGUUGUGCCCGGGCGCUCGCCGAUGGUUGGGACUGGGUGUGGAUUGACAAUUGCUGCAUCGACAAGAGCAGCAGCGCUGAGCUGUCAGAGGCCAUCAACUCCAUGUAUCAAUGGUACCAGAAUGCCAUGGUCUGCUACGCGUACCUGAGCGAUGUCGACUCAUUGCCAGCCCUCGAGACGUGCCUGGAAUCAAUGGCGAGCGUCCGCGCCGGAAACGCUCGCCCGCCCAAUGCCUUAAACCCGUGUCGCUGGUUCCAUCGAUCCUGGACGCUUCAAGAGCUCAUUGCUCCCCGAUCCGUGUGCUUCUAUGGCGCUCAUUGGUCCUACUUGGCCACUAAAGCUGAGCUAGGUACUCGUCUCGCUCAGGCCACGGGCAUCUACUACGGUGUCCUCACCCACGAACUUCCUGUAAUGGAAGUUUCGGCAUGCGAGAAGAUGCGUUGGGCAGCCGGCAGGCAGGCUACCAGGGCAGAAGAUGUAUCGUACAGUCUGCUCGGCCUCUUCGACAUUAACAUGCCGCUGCUAUAUGGAGAGGGUUCGAAAGCCUUCUAUAGGCUGCAAGAGUAUAUUCUAGCCGGAGGUGAGCAGACCAUUCUGUUCUUCGAUAUUCAACCCUGGAAUCCUGGAAACUCUGCACUGGACGAGGGCAAGUCCAAGAAGCUCGCAGCACAAUCGCCAGAGGAUUUUGCUGCAGUCCCAAUGCGGAUGCAUAUACAACGGGUGCACUGGAGUGAUCCGCGUUACGUCAGGCAUGCUGGAGAGUUUGGUCUACGCAUCCAGCUCCCAUGUCGCAAACUAACAAAACAGGAUAUUGAGGCCCUUUCGCUGCCGUCUAUAAAGGACCAGGAUUGGCAUCUGAUUGCGCUGAGCCUGUUGGAAGUUUCCAACCCUGCCAACCAGAUACCUAUUCUGUACAGUACCAGAAAUAACAAGCGGAUUCGCAGCGAUAGUCCUGCUGCGAGGCGCGUAGGGCUCAUCGCCUCGAUUGGCAGGGACGAAGACCAAUUCUUUCGGCAGCAGGUCAAGCGGUGUUUUGUGUCAUCCAAAUAUGUUCUUGUUUCGAACGAGGACGUGUUCAGCUGGAAAAUAAUACCCCUAGAAAUGGUGCCCUUGCUCAGCAGCCACUCUCGGUUGGCAACGUUUGAGGUAUUCAUCGUCGAGUCGUCUCACUCCAUGUGCGCUCUCGCAUCUAGGAACAACUAUGAGAUCGCCACGUCAGAGAGCUUAGUCAAGACUUCGAUGCUGGACCACCGUGAAAGAUACUGGAUUUUGUCAGGGCCUGACAAGCUUGUUGUAGCAUACUUUAAGCUGGCUAAAAGCUGCACUCAAUUUUUAUACCGUAUCCAAAAAUUCCCCAUCGAUACUAAUGCGCACGAAAUACUCGACAAUUGGAGGUGGCGAUCAGAGCAAGGACUAUUCAAGAACCUCCCGAUGAGCAGCCCCUUCCUCUUAGAGGAGCGUUUCACCAUAGACCAACACUUGGAUGCGGCCUUUCUUGUGUCGAGGAAGCUGGGAACACAGCUGGUGAUCAAGGUCAAUUUCAUGGUCCAGAACACGAGCAAGGCCAGCAUCAAGCAUGCAAGUCACUUGGUGUCUGGGGAUCUUGAUGGAUCUAUCCCUACUUUCUUUGGACUCCCGCCUUGA
Messenger RNA from Pestalotiopsis fici W106-1, 1818 nucleotides. RefSeq lists its product as uncharacterized. NCBI's taxonomy places the organism in Eukaryota, Fungi, Ascomycota, Sordariomycetes, Amphisphaeriales, Sporocadaceae. The transcript has 3 exons. The record is from RefSeq and is a predicted model, not a curated record. The coding region runs from base 1 to 1818 and encodes 605 amino acids.